AUGCCACUUUACGAGUUAUUCUGCGUGGCCAUUGCACAAGCAGAAUCUGCCCCGUUACGUGACCUCGUGCAUACCACCUCGCGUCUUGUGCUAGACCAUGGCGGUGUUGUGCGGAAUGUGCAAUAUUGGGGCAAGCGGACCUUGCCGCAGCGCGCCAAGCGUCAUCAACAGCUUCACUACUCCGGUGAUUACUGGCUCAUGCAGUUCGAUACCAAUGCGCCGACGCUCAAGGUGCUGAAUGACCGCUUGCGCCAGGACCCGCGUGUGAUUAAAUGGAACACCCUCAAGCUGGGCGAAAAGCUGCGCGAGAUCGUGCCGCCCACCGCUUCUGGCGGCGCGACACCAGCCCAGUCGACGAUGGGUGGCAAGACUGUUGACUAUCUUGGCUAA
Messenger RNA from Malassezia restricta, 390 nucleotides. Its product is annotated as small subunit ribosomal protein S6. Gene Ontology annotation, cellular component: mitochondrial small ribosomal subunit; ribosome. Gene Ontology annotation, molecular function: structural constituent of ribosome; small ribosomal subunit rRNA binding. The transcript has 2 exons. Lineage: Eukaryota; Fungi; Basidiomycota; Malasseziomycetes; Malasseziales; Malasseziaceae. The record is from RefSeq and is a predicted model, not a curated record. Gene Ontology annotation, biological process: translation. The coding region runs from base 1 to 390 and encodes 129 amino acids.